UCCACAAAGCCAAGCGUGUCUAUGCCAUUCUUCACUCAACACCGUGUUCAGUUUUUACACAUACAAGUUGGAGACAAAGCUGAAAUAAUUAAGAAGUUCACAUCAAAGGAUAUUGUUAUGUUUUCUGAAUUAACAGGAGAUACUAACCCAUUACACUUGGAUGAAGAAUAUGCAAAGCAAUCAAGGUUUGGGAGAACAGUUGUACAUGGUGUUUUGAUCAAUGGACUUAUUUCAGCUGUCCUAGGUACGAAAAUGCCUGGGCCUGGGUGUAUCUUCCUUUCUCAGGAAAUUAAUUUUCCAUCUCCUUUAUAUGUUGGAGAACAGGUCUUGGCUUCAGCAGAAGUGAAGAAAUUGAAGAGAUGUCUUGCUUAUAUUGCAGUGUCAUGUACAGUUGUCCAAAGUGGCAAAAUUGUCAUGGAGGGUAUUGUUAAAGUUAUAGUGCCUGAAGAUCACAAACCGGUGACCUGAUUGUAUAGUGUGUCCUGUUGGUAGCGGAGAUGUACUUUUAGCUGUAAUCAGAUAGUUACCUAACUCUGUGAGGAAUUUGAAACAGUUUAAUUCCAACAUUUUGAUGUUGAUCUGAUUUAAAAGAUAAUUUUGCUUUUCUCAAUGUGACAGUGAGAUAGGAUGAGAGCUUCAGAAGAAUGCUGAGGUAAAAAUCAGUAUCUAAAAUGCCUUGAGUUGUUUAUUUAGAUUUAUAUAUUGGACAGAUUUAGGGAUUGUCAUGUUGGGUUUGAUCAGUGAUCCCAUUAGCUCUCAAUUUUAUCAAUGAACAAUAACCACUCAGGUGACAGUUGUAUUGCUUAGGCAGUUAAUGCAAUCCAUCCUCUUUAUCAUUAACUAGAAGAACAUUGUACAUCUACCCUCUACUUCCUCCCACAAAUGUCAUUUAUAUAAGUAUGUUUGAUAUAAGAUGAAAAAUAAGAUUAAGAACUUAAUUAUUUUUUCAAAUACCCUUCCUGAAAAAAAAAGCAGUACAUGCCUGGUAUUCUCCUUGCACAAAGUAACACUUCUCUGGAAUGUUAAUCUCAACUACAGCUCUUUUAUCUUCCUUUUAUAUUAACUGUCCCAAUUGAUAAAAAAACAAACCCUUGUAUUGUUGCUCUUAAUGAUUUAGGUAAUUCUACUAUGUAAUUAUACUGUAGCAACUGUUUGCAAUCCUUCCACAAUACAUCUUGAUGCAAAAAAGAAUAAAUCAUAAAGCAACUGGAGAAGCCCAAACAGAGGUGGGUUCUUACCAGUUCGGUGGAACCGGUUCGUCAAAUCUACCGAACCGAUUAGAAAAGGUUC
Thamnophis elegans (Western terrestrial garter snake) is the source of this 1290-nucleotide messenger RNA. RefSeq names its product hydroxyacyl-thioester dehydratase type 2 (gene HTD2). Lineage: Eukaryota; Metazoa; Chordata; Lepidosauria; Squamata; Natricidae. The record is from RefSeq and is a predicted model, not a curated record. The coding region runs from base 22 to 468 and encodes 148 amino acids. The transcript has a single exon.